Messenger RNA from Dovyalis caffra, 765 nucleotides. Lineage: Eukaryota; Viridiplantae; Streptophyta; Magnoliopsida; Malpighiales; Salicaceae. The record is from the annotation of a GenBank genome assembly.
AUGUAUACUUCAGAUAUCAUGGCUUCAAGUUCCGAAUACAACAAAGUGAAUAGUCAUGAAGUUAUUGCAGAAGCCAGUGUAGCAAUCGAAAAACUUCUUGGUAGAACCUCAAAGCCCAACAUUCGGUUCGCAAUAUUUGAGAAAAAUGAUUUCAGACCAGGGAAGCAUAUUGGGUAUGUCACAACCAUGGAUUACAGAGCUCUUGACAUUAAUGUAGUGACAUUCUUGAAAGGCCUUAAACUCUCAAAAUUGUUCUCCAAAACCCGUGUUGUGGUCUCCAUCAUGGAUGAUUAUUUGAUCUCCAGGCAAGAAACACCGGUUUGCACAUUCAAAGGAAAUAAUCCAACUUGGGAUUAUCCGAUGAGAUUUUAUUUGGAAGAUUCAAAGUUACAACAAGAUCAAUUGAUGGUUGUGUUUCAAAUCUGGUGCACCCCAAUAUUGCUUGGUGGAAACCAACUUAUUGGAGAAGUUUAUUUUUCAAUCAAGCCCCUUUUUGAUAAUUGGACAAAGGAUCACGAGCAAACAAAAGAGGGUUUUUAUCAAGUAGUGGCUCCAUCAGGAAAGCAUCGAGGUUGCUUGGUUCUCAAGUAUAAUUUUGGACACGAUAUUAUUAAGGGUGCUCCUAGGAAGGUUGAUGAGAAUACCUCCAUCAAGACACCAUGGAGGAUUUUUGGACUAAGUGCACCUAAGUCACCACCUUAUAAUCCAGCUUAUAACGAAGCUACUCGACGACCUUCACCAUCAGCACCACCGUAUGUAGAGUAA